This is a messenger RNA of Mizuhopecten yessoensis (Yesso scallop), 2168 nucleotides long. RefSeq names its product spore coat protein SP96-like. NCBI's taxonomy places the organism in Eukaryota, Metazoa, Mollusca, Bivalvia, Pectinida, Pectinidae. Gene Ontology annotation, molecular function: serine-type endopeptidase inhibitor activity. The transcript has 15 exons. The record is from RefSeq and is a predicted model, not a curated record. The coding region runs from base 36 to 2135 and encodes 699 amino acids.
CUGGGAUACAAUCAAGUCCUUUCCACAUCGGCAAAAUGCCGGGCGGGUCUUCCGGUUCGUUUGGUUCCGGUUCAGGAUCAGGCACUGCAUCCGCUUCCGGGGCCGGCAUGCCGAGUCCAUUCUCUACCGGAAGCGGAAGUGGCUCGGGUGGAAUGGGCGGAUCUGGUGGAAGUAAUAGUGGAGGGUUCAACCCGAUGUUUCCUGGAGCUGGUAUGACGGCAGACGGCGGAAGUGGAAUGGGUAUGGGUGGGGGAGGAGGCGGAGACGGGUCUAGCGGAUCCGGAAGUGGAUGUUCCGGUCCGUUUUGUUCAUCAACUUCCUCUCAGAAUUCAGGGACAGGAUCCGCCACUGGAUCUUCUUCCGGUGCUGGCAUGCCGAGUCCGUUCUCUACCGGAAGCGGAAGUAACUCUGGUGGAAUGGGCGGGUCUGGUGGAAGUAAUAGUGGAGGGACGGGAUCCGCCACUGGAUCUUCUUCCGGUGCAGGCAUGCCGAGUCCGUUCUCUACCGGAAGUAACUCUGGUGGAAUGGGCGGGUCUGGUGGAAGUAAUACCGGAGGCAUGACGGGAGGUGGAGCUGUAGGGGGAACCGGAAGUGGAUCUAAAUGUACAGGACCGGCUUGCUCAGCCACAAAUGGUGAAACAUUGCUUUCCAAAAUACCCACAGUAACUGGGGCUCCAACGGGGACGAGAUGUCCUAACACCGACCUCUGUGUACAAACGUGCAAGUACACAGUCAAACUCGGACCAGCUGGAUCAGACGGAUGUCACUCGUGCGCAUGCGUUAUGAAAGAAGAGACCAGACCACAACAGAACCUUUGCAAUAAGGUUGUCCAAUGCAUUUUGAACUGCAAAACAGGAUAUGAGGUCGGCAACUCGAAAGACCAAGAUGGCUGUCCGUCGUGUGUAUGCCAUCAACCCCCUACACCCGCCCCAACAGAGGCUCCUGUUCAGUCAUCUUGUGACGUCACAACUCUCGCCUGCAUGACAAGAUGUAGAUACGGGUAUAACAUUCAGAACGCUGCGACGUCACAAUGUCCAGUCUGUAAAUGUUUGCCAGCGCCAACCACGCCUGCCCCCACCACCAGACCGGGUGUUUAUUCCGUCUUACAGAACUGUCCGGCCGCCGUACACUGCAUGACAUCGUGUAGUCAUGGUUAUUCCAUGGUCACGAGACCAGGAGAGGCGUGUCCCAUUUGCACUUGUAACACAGUGACGGUAUCAAACGUGGAAUGUGCCACGCCCCUCUCCUGUCCACGUGGCUGUAAGGUGGGGUACAAAUGUGGUACCGAUGGCUGUCCCGUCUGUGAAUGUAUCAGACCAGCAGAGGUAGGUGCUAGUCUCACGUCGACCUACCUGACGGCCUCCCUCGUGUGUAGUGCUCACUUCACGUGCAUCAACAGGUGCCCGUUUGGCUACCAGACUGGACAUAAUGGCUGUCCCUCGUGCCAAUGUCUCGAGCCUGUAACAGGACAUCUAUCUACGAUUGGAACAGUUAGUACAUCAGCGGGAACGGAAAAUUUCGGCCAUGUUGUUCAACACUCAGUUCAGAAGUGGAGCUUUUCGCAGAUUCUAAAGAGCUGUCAGAACGUUUUGCAGUGUGUCGCCACUUGUACCUCCGGUUUUGAGAUUACCGCAGCCCCUGCGGGAUCUUGUCCAGACUGUCUGUGUAAAGCAAAGACUCAAAUCACAACAGGAAGUGUGACAAACGCCAUUACCGGAAGUGGACACGGUUCCUCCCAAACCGGGAUUGCUGUAGUACCUGCAGCUGUAGUGGUACCUGCAACCGAACAGCACAUCCCACACUUACCUUCGCUAGGUGGCUCUGCUGUAACCGGAACCGGAAAUAGUAUUCACUCAGCAGGGAAUAAUAUCGGUAACCUACCAUCGGUAGGAGCAGGACAUGGUGGUACUGGUUCCCAUGGAGCUGGAGGAGGGCCAAUGGCGGGAGCUACAGACUGUUUAGGACCAGCAUGCUCAGCUCCGAAUGGUUUACAUGUACUUGGCAAUGGCCACCCGAAGAAACUCUCGCCGAACCAGUGUGCUAAUGUACUGACAUGUGUGAUGACGUGUACAUACGGGUACAAACUUGGCGCUAUGGCGAACAACGGUUGUCCGCAGUGUGAAUGUCUCCAAUGAUUUCCGGAAUGUUUAAAAAUAACAAUAAAUAAA